This is a messenger RNA of Gastrolobium bilobum, 6243 nucleotides long. RefSeq names its product protein RST1. Gene Ontology annotation, biological process: regulation of post-transcriptional gene silencing. Bases 139 to 5685 code for a protein of 1848 amino acids. Lineage: Eukaryota; Viridiplantae; Streptophyta; Magnoliopsida; Fabales; Fabaceae. The transcript is spliced from 25 exons. The record is from RefSeq and is a predicted model, not a curated record.
UUUUUUAUUAUUGUCAGUGACUAAAAAGAACUUCGUAGAUAUUGACAGAGUUUAAAAAAGGUGUUUACCUAACAAAAAUAUUUGAGUCUGUGUUCCACACGACUUGAAUUUGCAGAGUGUGGUAACAAUUUGUGUGUGAUGGAGUCUUAUGAUUCUCUUCUGGAGAAGACCCGAGUCCCUCAACCGGGCCUUCAAAAGUUGGCCGUUAUAACCAUUUUCUCGAAGCUCCGAUCAGCGCCCAAGUAUCUCGACCCGGAAUCCGAACCCGGAAAACACGCCAUUGCUCACUGCCUCAACUCCUCUUCCGUUAACGUCGUCGACCAAUCCGUUAGGGAGCUAUGCCGCCUCGUCACCGACUCCGUCAUCGCCGUUUCUCGCGGGUUGAUGGAGCUCCAAUCAGCACUCGAGGGAUCCGACCCGAAAUUCGUACCCGUUUUCGUCAAGGGAUUGGGCUUCCUCGUUCGCUAUGGUUUCCAGAAGAACAAUGGCUCUUGGCGCUUCACUUCAAUCGAAACUCACCCUUUUGUUAAGGUGUUGUCAUGCCGGUCGGAAGUUCAACAUGAACUCCUGCAGCAGGUAUUGCUGUUUAUGUUGCAGAAUAAGCGGCUGGGAAUGGUGGAAGUUUGUGAGUUUUUGAGGCCCUUGUUGAAUUUCUCAACCAUAAGAUAUUCCUCUUCAUUUGCGAUGCAAAUGGUAUCAGCUAUGGCAUCUUUCUGUUGCUCGUUUCCCAAUGAGUCCAUGCCUGUUUUUAAGCUGCUAAUGGGAUGCCUUAAGUAUCUUCCACAUGAGACCUCUGAAGACUACAGGAAGUUAGUAAUUGUUGUAGAACAUGUGGUGGAGGCAUAUAUAGUGGUACUGAGAUCUUUGGUGGUUGGAAAGAAAUCGCUGAUUACUGAGGCUCAACUUUGUGCUAUUGAAUUUCUGGAAACAGUUUUUUCUCUGUCGACAUCCCUUCAGUGGCACCCUGGUGGUCAUGAACCCAUGUUUGAACUCUCAAGGCGGUUGUUGUGUGUGCAGAAAGAUCUUGGGUUGCGAUGGGUGCCUGGUUUGUCAUCCACUAUGGUAUCAUUAUUCACAAUCCUUGUUCAAUCAGAACUUGAACAUGAACAAAUUUCUAUAUUGAAGCUCCUUCUCUUAAUCCUUAAGUGGAAGUAUGAUAAUGAUGAUGCUAUCAGCACAACUAAAUCCUCUCCAUUUGAAGAGAUUUUGUUUCUACUUCUUCUUGUUGGCCUCAUGUCAUCUCCUUCCAAAUCUGUGAAAGGACUAGCUACUGAUUUGCUUCUCCUCUUGGAGAAGCUCCUUGUCAAGAUGAUUGUGGCACCAAAAGAUAAACCAAUCAUUGAGGGGGGAGUUCCUUAUCUUAGCACACCAGGAAUUAUAGUUUUGAGACUUUUGCGACAUCUGUGGUAUCAGGAUGGAGAAUCUUCUUCCAGAAUUUCCCUCCUGAAUUUGGCUUUAAAGGGCAUGAAUGAAAGCGAAAUAAUGCAUGAUAGACCAAUAUCUUGGGUUUCUCAUGUAAGAGGAUUUUGUUUGUCAAUUGUUGACCGACGAAAAUCUUUAUUGCCUCUCUCGCAUUUUGAGGAAGUAUUUUUGACUGAGAUGCCCUUGUUACUCAGUGCUGUUCUUGGUGUUUUAUUCAUACAUCCAUCAAUGGGGCCUGCUGCUGUUGAUUCUUUGUCUUCCAUUGCCAUUAUGGAUCCCAAACUGGGAGUUCCUUUGUUGCUAACAAUUAUGUUUUACAGUAAUAUACUCACAAGAAACGAUGUCAUUAACCAUGAUAUGUUGCUAAAGAUUUUUGAAAUGCUGCCAUCACUUGCUUCACACUCAGCAAUGAUUCCACUUGUUGUUCAAACUAUCUUGCCAAUGCUUAACAAAGAUGCAAAAGUCUCGUUAUAUGCUACAGCAAUUCGAUUGCUUUGUCGAACCUGGGAGAUCAACGAUCGGGCCUUUGGAAGUUUACAAGGUGUCUUGCUUCCUAAAGGGUUCACUGAUUUCAUGUCAGAGAGAGCUAUCUGCAUCAGCAUGGCUGCUUCCAUUCGAGAUGUUUGCCAUAAAAGCCCUGAUAGGGGUGUUGACCUUAUCUUGUCUGUUUCGUCUUGCAUUGAGAGCCAAGAUCCAAUAAUUAAAGCUCUUGGCUUGCAAAGCCUUGCCCACCUUUGUGAAGCAGAUGUGAUUGAUUUUUACACUGCAUGGGAUGUCAUUGCAAAGCAUGUGCAAGGUUAUCAAGAGGAUCCUAUUCUUGCACAUAGCAUUUGCCUUCUGCUAAGGUGGGGUACGAUGGAUGCAGAAGCAUAUCCAGAAGCAUCAACUGGUGUGGUGCAAAUUGUGUGGGAUGUAGUUACCUCUGGCCAGGGUAUACAAUGGGAAAAAGCAAGAAUUUCAGCCCUGGAGGCACUUACCCAAUAUGAAGUGUUGCAGCUUGAAAAAAGUAUUCCAGAAUUUAAGAAAAUGAAUUUGGAGCUGUUUUUUUCUGAGACAAAUCUCAACGUACUCAAGGUUAUGGAGGAUUUUCAAGUCAAGAUAAUAACAUAUGAGCACAUAAAUCGUCGAAGAGCAGUGAAGGAGAAAAGAGUUACAGGAAGUAAGAUUGAAAAGUUGAUGGAUGUAUUUCCACAGGCUAUAUUCUCUUCAGGGAAGAUAAGUGAGGCUAGAGAAUUGCCUGGUGCAGCUUUAUUAUGUUUUUCUUUCACUCCUAAAGACGUGAAUGAACAUUCAUCAAAAAGGCUAAGGGACGUCCAUGCUGGGUAUGAGAAUUCUCUAGUGGAAAUAGCUGCUUCUCUUCAGCUCUCAAGAAAUAUCAUGCUUGCACUUAUGGCACUGCAAUCAUGGAAAGGCUUCAUGCGACGUUGGAUGAAGGCUUGCAUGCUGUCCUAUGAUGCUAAGGCACAAUUGAGUGUCCUAGAUAAAACUUCUAAAGCUGCUAGUGAUAUUUUAAAGAGUAUGAUAGCAAUAACAGAUGAGGCUAUACCUAGAGCUGCUGAAAAUAUUGCACUGGCCAUUGGUGCACUCUGUGUGGUUUUGCCUCCAUCUGCUCACACUGUUAAAUCUGCUGCUUCGAAGUUUCUUUUGGAGUGGUUGCUCCAACAUGAACAUGAACACCGGCAAUGGUCUGCUGCAAUUUCUCUUGGAUUAAUCUCAAGUUGCCUUCAUGUAACUGAUCAUAAACAAAGAUAUCAUAACAUCACAGGACUUCUUGAGGUUCUUUUUGUUAGCAAAAGUUCCCUUGUAAAAGGAGCAUGUGGUGUUGGUUUGGGUUUUUCGUGCCAAGAUCUUCUUACCAGGGUUGAAGUUGCUGAUGACUCUAUUGUCAAAAUGGAAACAGAAAAGGUUCCAGAAUCUGAAUUACUAGGAAGAAUUGUUAGGGCCUUAGCUACAGUGAUACAUGAGAGAACUCAAAGUUCUUCUGAUGUUUUGGACAGUCUAUGUUCAUGCUUUCCACCUGGUUCACAUGAUGUGAAUGCUAAAGUAUUUGAACCAUCAUCUGAGAAUAGUGAAGACUUGGAAGAAGAUGUCUGGGGUGUUGCAGGACUUGUUCUUGGUUUGGCUACCUCCAUAAGUGCAAUAUACAGAGCUGGAGAGUUAGAGGCUGUUAUAAAGAUAAAAAACUUGGUAAUAUCAUGGCUUCCAUAUGUGAACUCACUUGUUCAAAGCAGUAGUUUCCAAGGGGAAGAAUCUGAGAUUGUUUUAGCACUAGGAUCCUGUAUUGCACUUCCCACAAUAGUGGCUUUUUGCCAGAGAAUGGAAUUGAUAAGUGAUAUUGAGUUGGACCAAAUUGUGGUUGGCUUUAAAGAGCUGAUUUCUGAGUUAAUCUCUGUGAAAAAAUCUGGCAUUUUGCACCAUAGUUUGCUGAUGGCAUCAUGUGUUGGAGCAGGGACUGUACUUUCUUGUAUACUGAAUGAAGGCAUUCACUCUAUUGAGGUUGAACGUGUUAAAUGUUUGCUGGAACUAUUCAGGAAAUGUUACUCCAAUCCUUUCCCUUUUCUUGUCCAUCUUGGUGGUAUGCUAGGAGUUGUUAAUGCCAUGGGAACAGGUGCAGGGAUUUUGCUUUAUAUGAAUUUUCCAAAUUAUACUAGGGAAUCUGGUUAUCAGAAGAAGGAGUCUUAUUCUGUCAUGGGUCCUCUCCUGUCAAGUUCUGUCUUGGAACCAUACUUGACAUCAUUGGUGCAAGAAAUGUUUCUUGUGGCACAGAAUUCUGAUAAUCAUCAUCUACAACAGUUUGCUUCCUGGGUACUCAGCUUCCUUCGACAUCAUUUAUGGUCCAAGGAACUUUUGGUGAUGGAUGGUGAUAGGAAUGUGGCUGAAACUAAUUCAAAAUCUGUUUCUCAAAGUUUUUCUGAUGACAAUGUGGUUUUGAAACUUAGCUUGUGGCUUACGGAUUUCAAAUACACUGAGCCAGGCACUAUGAUUCAUGUUGGCACAGUUGUUGCUAUAUUAAGGUGCCUUUCUAGAGCUCCCAGGUUGCCAAGCUUGGAUUGGGGGGCAAUUAUUAGGCGUUGUAUGAGAUUUGAGGUCAAGGUUGCUGAGUUGUUGCCAGCAGAUUCUUCUUUUAAGAAAGGAACUCUGAGGGAGGAAUGCAUAAUGUUUGCAAUAGCUCAUGCAAAUCAAUUUGAUUCACUGUUAACUUUUCUUGAUGAGCUAUCUGACUUUUCGAGGUUCAGGACACUUGAAACAAAUCUACAGUCAUGUCUGCUAAUUCAUCUAGCAGACCUCGUAAAAGUAUAUUCAAGCACCAGGUUGGAGAAACUAUUCGGUGAAGUGAGUAAUCACUUGUCUUCAUUCACUUCAUACAAAGAGUCUGGCACCUACCAGAAAAACUUGUUAUGUAUUUCAUGCUGGAAGGGUCUCUACGAGUGCCUAGAUGAAGUUUCUGUGGACACUUCUGGUCACAUAUCCCAUGUAGAGAGAUGCAUGGAGGUUCUAUUUAUGUUAUUGCCAGUUGUGCAAUCUUCUAGCAGUGAAGUGUCAGGGGACGUAGGUUCUGUAGAGGAGUGGUAUGAAGCUGUAAGAUGCUUAGGGAAGGCUCCACGGAGUUGGUUAUUGGAUUUCCUAAAGGUUUCACAUGAGGAAUUUGUUCAAAGUGCUGACAAAUCUAUUGAAGUCCAAAAAAAGGUUCUUGCUAAGAUCAAGCUAGUGAAGAUUGGUUCUCUUCCACUGAUUGAACUUGGAAAAAUGAAAUCCUACAUAUUGAAUUCCAAAUCACCAGGACUCUGGGAUGUAUUCUUUGAAGUAGUUGCGGCUUUGCACCAUGCAGAGGGAAGUGUCAAAAGACAGUGGCUUAUUGAUGCUCUCGAAAUUAGCUGUGUUUCCAGUUUUCCUUCCAUGACACUGCGGUUUCUUGGUCUGCUGUCUGCUACCUGCUGCAAAUAUAUGCCCUUAAUGAUUGUGGACCAACAAAUGGUACUGAAUGAUCUACCAGUCACCCUUGUGUCUCUUCUAGCAGACCGAAGCUGGAAUGUUGUUGCAGAAACUGUUGUUUCCCAUCUCUUUUCAUCAACUGAACGUAUAUAUAACUGGGCUAUGCAGAUAGCAGAUGGUUCCUAUAUUCCUGGCUCACAACCCAUUGAUGAAAGUGAGAAUAAUAUGGCUGCUUUUCUACUGCAAGUGAUGCAUCAUACAUGUGUAUUGCUAAAAGGCUACUUGCCAUUAGAUAAGCAGCUUAGGCUCGCCAGCAUGGUUAUUGCUUGAGAUGCAAGAAACCAUAUUCUUGAAGAUACAGUAUUAUGAUGCUUCUUAAUUCUGAAGUAUGCUCUCAUAAAUCAUUUGCUCAAAGGAACACCAUCACCAUGCCACAUAUAAGUGCCCAUGUUCUUGGGAAUUAUGUUUUGCUCUUCAUGGAAUGUGGACAAUUCUGUGUGUUAUUCCUGCCACUCCUGUUAAGUUAUUCCAAAAAAAGUGUUCAGCAGAAGCCAACAGUGUGGGAAAUCUCAGCUAAAGCAUGCAGCUAUACAUAAAUUUGCUUGUCCAAAUGCUGUAAAAUUCAGCAGAAGCAGAAUCAUGUUGUGCCCUUUUCUUUUCUUCUUAUACAAGCAUGUUGUACAGUAGUGCCACCUUUACCAUUGCUUGCAGAGAUAUGUAAUGCAUUUCAAUUAGGUUACGAAGGAGAAAGAAAGAAAGAAAAAAACAGUAUAUUGGGUUACAAAAUCUUGAUUUCUAAGUUGAGUGGAUGCUUCCAUUAAAAUGCCAAGUGUUAGUAGAUACUUACAUUUGUUUUCUCUUUUAUUUUUUUGAACUUAUGACUUUAAA